GCUGAAGUGAUUGAUGAGGACCGAUCCCACUCUAAGAAUUUCCUAUGGUCAAUUGCCGUGUGUGGCCUGAUCCUCUGGGUGAUUUGUCACCCACCAAAGGCGCACUAAUAGGACGCAAUAACCGCUUAUUAUCCGUCUGAGUCUAAUAGGCUUCUGUAGGGUGCUGGACUAUCGGAGUAAAAAGAGAGCAGGUUUGGAUGCAGGGGAAUCUCGACUGCUGCGGAUGAAAUGCUCACGCUACCGCGAUUGAAGAAGAAUAAUCGUGUCUGUUUCUGAAAAGGCUGCUCGAUUUCAUCCUGAAAAAGAGAAGCCACUGUUUUUUGGCCAGUUCAGGGCGCAAAUGUGUUCACAUCACAGACUCACCACUGGAUUGUAGGAGCUGCCCCACCGAUGGUUUAAAAGGGCGUUAAGGUGCGGGAAGGGAGUGGGACAAUUACAGGAUGAGUGAGCGAUACAUGCAGAUUGGAAGUAAAGGGGUUGUACUUGUUAUGGUGCUUGUGAUCAGUGUCUGGGAGAUGACCAUACCAACAGAGGGAACUAAAGCAUUGCACCAUGUCCGGACAGGAACCUGCGAGGUGGUGGCAUUGCAUCGCUGCUGCAACAAGAACAAAAUUGAGGAACGGUCACAAACUGUGAAGUGCUCUUGCUUUCCUGGACAAGUGGCUGGCACCACCAGAGCUUCCCCUUCAUGUGUAGAUGCCUUAAUAGUGGAGCAGAAGUGGUGGUGUCAGAUGCAUCCGUGUCUUGAUGGGGAGGAAUGCAAAGUUCUUCCUGAUCUGAAAGGCUGGAGCUGUGCUGUAGGGAACAAGAUCAAAACUACUAAGAUUUCUGCAGACAGAGACCAGCUUUGGUAACAUCAGAUGCUUCCCAGUGGAGUACAGGUGAAUCAACAGUUCUGGUCUUUGUCAUCAGAGGAGAAGAGAGUAAUGCAAAGGCUCUUUCUGUAAAUAGAGACUUCCUUUCUUCUGGAAUGCAAUUAAUAUUUGGAAAACUCUGAAUACUUCUUCUUGAGCUCUAUGGACAUCAAGAAGAGGAGUAGAUCCUAAUAAAAAUACUGAUCAUUCAACACUUCUUUUUGAAGGACUCCAUAUAAUUAGUCUUACCAGACACAAGGAUUUAUUCUCUGACAUUGUACUGCUUGUAAUGGAAUACAAUGGUGAACUUUGUCUACAUGUUAAAUUGUAGAGUAUUAUGUUCUUUACAGGGGGUUUUGCAUCACAAGUUGACCAGGGUGAACAGCAGGUCAGUAUGUUAUAAAUAGUGACAAAUAUUCAUACAAAUGUGAUUUUGUUUUAUCAGUCAAUUGGGACUUUCAUCUCUGACAGUGUCGUUUCAAAGGUUCAAAUAUAGAUGAAAACGUGGCUAGGCAGCAGCUAUUCAGGGUGAUUUUCAAAAAAAUAAAAAACCACAUGCAUCAACAUAUCAUUCAUACUUUAAGGACUGCUGAAGUACAUAAGUGCUGUAAAAGGUAUAAAUUGAUCAAACUACCAGCUAUUAAAAGACAGAGAGUUGGAUCCAGUCGUGGUGUAUUUUCCCUCUGAAAAUCACUCUCUCAUUUCCUGGGACUUUUGCCAGAUUGUGUAUUUGUGUCACAGCUCUGGAGUUCAGAUUCUAGACAACAGCAGUGUAAAUCAAAACACACAGAAUCUGGUAAGGGGCUGGGUGAUAACAACGACGUUCACAAAACUGUUUUCAACUAGUUACUCAAGUAUGAUUUGCUGAUCGACCUUUCAGUAGGUAUCACUAACACUUCUGUUUUCUGUAUAAGUGAUGACAUCAGUAAUAAACUAUGGUUGUGUAACUACAGCCUUCUGUCUUUAAAGAAUCUGCGAACAAUGACUAGUUUUUAACUAUAAAAGCAGUAUGGCUCAAUGGAUGGCAUGCCAUUAUUAUACAUUGCCCAAAAUAUGCUGUCAGUGGUAGAAUAAACAGACAGCUGAUGUAUGUUGGACCAGCAGCUGUUGUAAUAUCAGUGGGGCUGGCUAUAGUUGUGGAAACAAUUAGGUUGAAGGCUAAUUAUGGUCUGCAGUUCUUCUCCUCCUCUGCAUAUUUGACAACACUCAUUCAUGUCUUUUAAUCAGAGUAACAUAUACAAGUUAUUUGAAAAAUAUCAGUCCUUAUUUAUCCAACAGAAAAAAAAAGAAAUGACACAGCCCUUACAUUCUUAAACAGAGUAGUAUUUAGAAAAACGUCAAAGUUAACAUUAAAUCCCAGCACCUCAUCAAAAGACUCAAAAAAAUUAAUGAAGGUAUACACACAAGUAUGGAUGAUUUUGAAGAGGUGUGUAUGUGAACUUGUUUUAAAAUCAUUCUCACUUACAUAUUUUAUUUCUUUGUGGCAUAUAGGAUAGAUCAUUUUGUGCCGUCACUGAUUAUAUUGAUAUGCUCCUAUGCCUUUAAGCCACAACUGCAAUUAUUUAAAAAUAUGAUUGGCAAAACAGGAAAUACACUGUAAUAGUCCUUUUCACAUGACAGUAAAAAUAUUUUGACAGAGAGUUUGAAAUUUUCCUUUUAACAAAAAUGUCCUGACAGAACUGAUGGAGCUCAGUACUCAUCCUGAGGAC
Messenger RNA from Xiphias gladius (swordfish), 2563 nucleotides. RefSeq names its product chemokine-like protein TAFA-2. The transcript has 6 exons. Lineage: Eukaryota; Metazoa; Chordata; Actinopteri; Istiophoriformes; Xiphiidae. The record is from RefSeq and is a predicted model, not a curated record. Gene Ontology annotation, molecular function: receptor ligand activity. Bases 441 to 854 code for a protein of 137 amino acids.